This is a messenger RNA of Juglans microcarpa x Juglans regia, 2310 nucleotides long. RefSeq names its product WRKY transcription factor WRKY24-like. The transcript is spliced from 5 exons. Gene Ontology annotation, biological process: regulation of DNA-templated transcription. Lineage: Eukaryota; Viridiplantae; Streptophyta; Magnoliopsida; Fagales; Juglandaceae. Gene Ontology annotation, molecular function: DNA-binding transcription factor activity; sequence-specific DNA binding. The record is from RefSeq and is a predicted model, not a curated record. Bases 138 to 1934 code for a protein of 598 amino acids.
AAGCUCCCGCAUCGACAAAGGACAAAACCACAAGAAACUUGCACAAUACGUGGUGAUCUUCUUCACCUCCUCUCUUUUUAAUAUCUGAUCAGCUUUUCUUCAGCCCCAUUAGACCUCUAUCUCUCUCUCUUCCUUUUAUGGCCUCCUCUUCUGGGAGCUUGGAGACCUCGGCUAACUCGCGCCCAACAAGCUUUACUUUCUCGACGACCCAUCCAUUCAUGACCACCUCCUUCUCUGACCUCCUUGCCUCUGCCUACGAUGGUGAACACCAAAACACCACCACCAUAGGAAUAGAGAAUAAGCAUCGUGGGCUUUCGGAUCGGGUUGCGCAGAGAACUGGUUCGGGUGUGCCUAAGUUCAAGUCGAUCCCACCUCCUUCGCUGCCCAUUUCUCCACCUGCUGUGUCCCCCUCUUCCUACUUUGCUAUCCCCGAUGGGUUGAGCCCAGCUGAGCUCUUGGACUCCCCUGUUCUUCUCAACACUCGUAACAUUCUGCCAUCUCCAACUACAGGAACAUUCCCUGCUCAGACCUUCGCGUGGAAAAGCAAUUCUGGCAACAGGCAGAAUGUUAAACAGGAAGACAAGAACUACGAUUUCUCUUUCCAAACCCAACAAAGGCCUCCUUUAACAUUAUCAACCACAAAUUUUCAGUCUUCAAGUGCCACAAUUCAAACUGCACAACAAGAAGCAUGGAGUUUCCAUGAACCCACCAAGCAGGAUGAUUUUUCCUCAGCAAAGAUGGUAAAACCCGAACUCAGUUCUAUGCAGAGCUAUUCCCCUGAGAUUGCCACCAUACAGACCAACACUCAGAGCAAUGGCAACGGUAAUGGCGGGUUCCAAUCAGACGGUGGCAAUUACCACGGCCAGCAGGCCCAGUCAGUCAGCAGAAGAUCUGAUGACGGAUACAAUUGGAGAAAAUAUGGCCAAAAGCAAGUGAAAGGAAGCGAGAAUCCAAGGAGUUAUUACAAGUGCACACAUCCCAAUUGCCCAACAAAGAAGAAAGUUGAGAGGUCCAUAGAUGGGCAUAUUACUGAGAUAGUUUACAAGGGGAGUCAUAACCAUGCCAAGCCUCAGUCCACCAGGAGAUCUUCGUCAUCAUCUUCAGCUUCUUAUGUAAUUCAGGCUUCCAAUUCUGCCCUCACUGAUAUUCCUGAUCAGUCAUUUGCCACACAUGGUAAUGGACAUACCGAUUCGGUUGCCACCCCAGAGAACUCUUCGAUAUCCAUGGGAGAUGAGGAUUUUGAUCAGAGUUCUCAGAAGAGCAAGUCCGGAGGGGAUGAAUUUGAUGAAGAUGAGCCUAAUUCCAAAAGAUGGAAGAAAGAGGGUGAAAAUGAAGGUCUUUCAGCACCUGGGAGCAGAACAGUGAGAGAACCUAGAGUUGUAGUCCAGACAACUAGUGAUAUAGAUAUUCUAGAUGAUGGAUACAGAUGGAGAAAAUAUGGGCAGAAAGUGGUCAAAGGGAAUCCAAAUCCAAGGAGCUACUACAAGUGCACGCAUACGGGAUGUCCAGUGAGAAAGCAUGUUGAGCGAGCCUCUCAUGAUCUAAGGGCAGUGAUCACAACAUAUGAGGGAAAGCACAACCAUGAUGUUCCCGCAGCCCGUGGCAGUGGCAGCCAUUCUGUCAGCAGGCCUUUGCCAAGCAACAAUAACAGCAACAUUGCUGCCACUACAGCAAUAAGGCCUUCGGCCAUCACCAACCACCACACUAACAAUAAUUAUGUGAACAAUCAUCUUCACAAUCUGAGAGUGCCGACAUCUGAGGGGCAAUCACCCUUCACGCUAGAGAUGUUUCAGAGCCCUGGGAGUUUCGGAUUUUCAGGUUUCGAGAACUCAAUCGGUUCUUACAUGAACCAGCCACAAGACACAGACAAUGUGUAUUCUAGAGCCAAAGAAGAACCAAGGGAUGACAUGUUCUUGGAAUCAUUGCUCGCAUAGGAUUUAUUGGGAAGGCGUUGGACUUUGGGAGGAGUAGGAUCAAAAGAACAAGAAGGAAAAAAAGAAGAAGAUCAAAAUAAUAUAAUUUAUUGCAAUUUGUUUGUUUCUUUGUUUGUUUUGUUGUUGUAUAUUCCUACAGGGAUGUUGGUUUUGUAUAUGCCAGUUUUAUAGAUAAGAUUCCCAACUUUUUGAUUUUUUUUUUUUAUUGUUUUGAGGCCCCUUCUUGGCAUAGAAUCGAACAGCCUCAAAUACACUUUUUGUAUCACACAUGGUAGUGAUAUUUUUUUCUCUUUGUACCUAGUAAAGCAAAGAAAAGUUGGAGUUCAUGUUGGUAGGGCAAAAGACAAAUCAAUCAAAAACAUGUUAUUUCUGUUUU